Molecule: messenger RNA, 3075 nt
Organism: Tripterygium wilfordii
Lineage: Eukaryota; Viridiplantae; Streptophyta; Magnoliopsida; Celastrales; Celastraceae
Product: receptor-like protein 7
Exons: 2
Coding region: 1-3075 (1024 amino acids)
Molecular function (GO): protein binding
Source: RefSeq, a predicted model, not a curated record
AUGACACCACUGCUAUGUCACAAUGAAGAAAGCUUGGCAUUGCUCCAAUUCAAGCGAAGCUUUGUCGUCAACAAAUCAGCUUCGUCUGAUGCCUCUGCUUAUCCAAAGACGAUAUCAUGGAAUCAACAAGGAGAGAAUCCAGACUGCUGCUUGUGGGAUGGUGUGGUGUGUGAUCAGUACACCGGGCGCGUCAUUAGUCUUGACCUCAGUAGCAGUUGCCUCUAUGGUUCUAUCAAUUCUAGUAGCAGCCUUUUCCAUCUACGCUACCUUCAAAGCCUCAACCUUGCUGACAAUCAUUUCAACUCCUCUCAAAUCCCUUCCGGGUUUGGCAGUUUUCAAAGGCUAGUUGAUCUUAAUCUCUCCUCCUCCAAAUUCUAUGGUAAGAUUCCAUUAGAAAUAGCAGGGUUGAGUAGAUUAAGAUCUCUUGAUUUGACAGGAGAUUGGGAUGAAUCAAAUGCAAGAAUGCUGGAGCUCACAAGUACUGACCUGACAUGGUUAGUCCAAAAUUUAACUCACAUUGAGAAACUGCAUCUUGACAAUGUAGACUUAUCUGCUACAAUCCCUGAAAAAGUUGCAAAUUUGUCUUCAUUAUCAUCUCUUAGUCUCCAUUAUUGUCGCCUGCUUGGCAUAUUUCCAAUGGGAAUUUUUGAACUACCUAACUUGCAAUUUCUCAAUGUGGGGAUGAAUGAAGAACUUGCUGGUCAUCUGCCUGAAUUUCAUUGGGGCUCUCCUCUCAAGUCUUUAAUGCUUCAAUACACAAAAUUCUCAGGUGGACUACCUCCUUCAAUAGGAAACCUUCAUUCCUUGACUACAUUGAAUAUUGCUCAAUGCAAGUUUUGGGGCCAAAUCCCAUCUUCCCUCGGUAAUCUUAGCAAUAUCACCGUCCUUAUACUUGGUGAGAAUAACUUCUUUGGCCAAAUCCCUUCUUCAUUCGCAAACCUUACACAACUUACCACUUUCUCAAUUUUAGGCAACGAUAAUUUUAGUUGUGGGCCCUUGUCCUGGCUUGAAAAGCAAACCGAAUUCACUAAGUUGGGUCUUGAGAAUUGCAAUAUAAGUGGUGAAAUCCCUCACUUUCUCAAAAACUUCACUAGACUCAAUGUUUUACAACUCACUUCUAACCGUUUAAGAGGUCAAAUUCCACAUUGGCUAACAAACCUCACUCGGUUAGUCGCCUUAGACCUUGGUUCCAAUGAAUUCCACGGCCCUUUUCCUCGUCAAAUUUCAGAACUUGCGAAUCUUGAAGAUAUUUAUUUGGGCAGAAACCACUUGAGUGGCAAUGUUAAUCUAAACCCAUUUUUCAACCUCCAACACAUGACAACCUUUCAUAUAUCAGACAAUGAUAUUACAUUGCUCCAUGUCACCAAUGCAAACGCUACUCUUCGAAAGUGGCAUCUGCUAGGACUCAGCUCGUGCAACUUGAGGGAGUUCCCUGACUUCCUUAGGUACCAAGAUAAACUUCGAGUCUUGGAGCUCAUUGGUAAUAAAAUCCAUGGCCAGAUUCCGAGCUGGUUAUGGAACAUCAAUAGAGAAACUUUGGAGGUUAUGGCACUUCGUUUCAAUUUUUUGACCGGCUUUGAGCAACCUGCAUUGGUCUCGCGACUUGGUAAUAUACGUUACCUAAUGCUAGAUGGUAACAAGAUCCAAGGUCCAGUCCCCAGACCACCACCUUCCAUUGUCCAGUAUAGCUUGUCAGACAACAGUUUGAGUGGAGAAAUUUCUUCAACCUUCUGCCAUCUACCUAACCUAUAUGUGCUUGAUUUGUCAUUCAACAACUUGAGUGGCAUGCUUCCUCAAUGUUUCUUCGACAAGAUGAACAGUCUGAACAUUUUAAAUCUUGAACAAAACUUUUUCCGUGGAACCAUUCCAGAAACAUUAACGAAUGGAAGUAUGUUGAGGAUGAUCAAUUUAGGUCAUAAUGCUUUGCAAGGAAAAUUACCGAGGUCAUUGGCUAAUCAUACAAUGUUAGAGGUUCUACAUGUUGGUGACAAUCAGAUUAGCGACACAUUCCCUUUUUGGUUGGGAGCUCUGCAUAAUUUGCAGGUCCUCAUCUUGAGAUCCAACAAACUUUUUGGCGCAGUUGGAAGUCCUGCAACAGGUUUCGAGUUCUCUAAAUUGCGGAUCAUUGACAUAUCCCACAAUGGUUUCACCGGUAUUCUACCAUCUAAGUACUUUCAAAAGUGGAAUGGCAUGAGAAAUUUUGAUGUGGAUCACUUUUCGUAUAUGACACAAAAUACGACUUUGUCGAGUUUUGGUUUCUGGGUCCAACAAAUUUACAGUUAUCAAUUAACUUUGGUUAACAAAGGUGUCAGCAUGGAUUAUAAGAAGCUGCCACAAGUCUUUGUAGCUAUUGAUCUUUCAAGCAACAAAUUUGAAGGGGAGAUCCCAGAAUCCAUUGCAACUUUGAAGAAUCUCCUUUUACUUAACCUUUCCAACAACCAUCUCUCAGGUCACAUCCCAUCGGCUAUAGAAAACCUCACAGUGCUUGAAUCGUUGGAUUUUUCGAGCAACAUGCUUUCCGGAAAGAUUCCACAUGAGCUUUCGCAUCUAACAUUCCUUUCAUUCUUGAAUGUCUCUUGUAAUCAGCUCAUUGGUCCUAUACCACAAGGGAAACAAUUUGCUACAUUUGAGAACAAUUCAUACAAGGACAACUUGGGAUUGUGUGGCUUCCCAUUGUCGAAGUUGUGCGGAAAUGCAGGGGAAUUACCUCCAUCGCCUCCGACUGACGAAGAUGAUGAAGGCUCGGGUGGUUCUUCAGCAUAUAUUUUGUGGAUGAUAGUUGCGAUUGGAUAUGCAAGUGGAGUGGUUGUUGGAGUUGUCGCCGGACUCAUAUUCACCGCAUGGAAACAUGAAUGGUUUGUGGAAACCUUUGGUAGGAGGCAACAAAAAAGGAGAAGGUUGAAAACAAGAAGGGGACAAAGAAAGUUUGGCUUUAACAAAAAUAAGUUGUUUCUUAAAAAGUUUGCCCGGCUGCAAUUGCGGGCCUGCAUCACCGGGCGUUCCAGACCUGGUGGGCUGGAUAUCCCAGCUCAGCCCGUGAGGGCUAUAAAGGUCGGGCCUAGCACGGCUUGUUGA